AUGUCGACCGCUGGUGCAGCAGACAAGCAGACGACCAGCCGUUCAGACACGGUUACAAUGGACUACGACUGGCAGCAUCCGAUAUUCAUCCAGACUACAGGCAUCCGCACCACCAACAUCCGCAUCGACAAGGCGCCCACCGGCCAGUAUGGCGACAAAAUCCAUGUCGAAGCCCUCGUCAGCUCCAUGUCAACCACCCUGCACGGCCGCCUGCAUCUGACCAGCAAGCUCAGCGCGCAGAACGAGUAUUCUCUACGGCUGGACGUCGACCGGAGCCUGUGGGACCUGGGGCUGACUAGCGCCGAGAUUCAGAUCUGGCUGCCUCCACCGCCGCCUUCCGAGGACGAGAGCUGCCACGAGGAGCGUGUGCAUCCGGGAAUUCGACUGGAUCUGAAGACGCUGCAUGGCCCAGCGCAUCUGAGUGAUGUUGUGGCCGACGAGAUCCGCCUGGAGGCGCAUCAUGGGAACAUCACCGUGCAUGACUGCAAUGCGAAAAAGUCGCUGAGACUGGUUGGCGAUGCUGCGUGGAUGGAUAUCGACGACGUCAUUGCUGAUGUGCUUGAGGCACGCAGCACUGACGCCAUUCUCAGCCUAAAGGACAUUCAGGCAAGCACGCUUGGAGUCUCAACCACCAACGCACGCAUUGGCCUUGGUAAUAUCAAGGCAGGCACAUUGACUGCCGAGACGACGGGUGGCGAGGUGCACUCUGAGCAUGUCCAGGCCAAUGCAUGCAACGUGCGUACCACCAAUGGUUGCAUUGAAGGCCGCUGGAUCCCGCGCCAAAAGCUGUACCUGUCGACCACAGAGGCGCCUAUUUCCGCCCAGGUCUCGUUCCCCUCAGAUGUGGCCAACAUUGAAAUGGUGUUCAACUCGACCAAGGCCCCGAUCAGGACAGACAACUACUACAAGGCUUUUGUCACCACGCGACCAAGCAACGUCGUCCAGCCCACUCUGCAUGUGUCGGAGCCAGACAAGAAGGCAGGCUUGUUUGGCGAUGGCUCUAAGCGGCACUCACUCAAGGCAGAGACCACCGAUGCCCCGAUUAAUAUCAGCUUCAGCGGGCUGUAA
This is a messenger RNA of Linderina pennispora, 1068 nucleotides long. RefSeq lists its product as uncharacterized. NCBI's taxonomy places the organism in Eukaryota, Fungi, Kickxellomycota, Kickxellomycetes, Kickxellales, Kickxellaceae. The record is from RefSeq and is a predicted model, not a curated record. The transcript has 4 exons. The coding region runs from base 1 to 1068 and encodes 355 amino acids.